ACAGCGGCGGCAGCAGCCAGGCACGCAGGGUGGAAGGACUGAGCAGUUUGAGGAGGACAGGCGCGUUGUUCCCCUUGUGGUGGUGGUGAUUUCAUGUGGAGGAGGAAGAAGAAGAAAGCGAUUGAGAAAGCAGCGAGCUCGUCUUAUUCUUAAACGGAUUUUAUGUAUUGGCUCCUCGCAAAAUGUGUACUCCGUGUUGUGUCUCGCAGCUGGCCUGCUGCUGCGGCUCAGCGGCCUGCUCGUGCUGCUGUAACUGCUGCCCCAAGAUCAAACAGUCCACAGGGACCCGCAUCAUGUACGCCUUCUACUUCCUGCUGGUCACCGUCGUCUGUUGCAUCAUGAUGUCCCCCACUGUGGAGGAGGAGUUGAGAGGCCGUAUCCCCUUCUACAGUGAGUUGUGUGAGAGGAUGAAUGCAGGGGAGAACUGCAAAACUCUGGUUGGCUACACUGCCGUCUACAAGGUGUGCUUCGGCAUGGCCUGCUUCUUCUUAUUUUUCGCUUUCUUCACCAUACGAGUCAACAACAGCACAGGCUGCAGGGCGGCUGUGCAUAACGGGUUCUGGUUGCUGAAGUUUAUUGUGCUGGUGGCGUGCUGCGCUGGUGCCUUCUUCAUCCCGGGUCAGGAAACCUUUCUGGAAGUGUGGCGCUACAUAGGAGCAGCUGGCGGGUUCUUUUUCCUGCUGAUCCAGCUCAUGAUGUUGGUGGAGUUUGCACACAGAUGGAACACAAACUGGAAUUCAGGAGUGAAGUAUAAUCGCCUGUGGUACGCCGCUUUGGCCUUUGUAACUCUGAUGCUGUUCAGUGGUGCGGUAGCAGCCUUGGUGUUCAUGGGUGUGUUCUACACCGACCCCGAGGCCUGUUUACUUAACAAGAUCUUCCUGGGCAUCAACGGCAGCCUGUGCUUCAUCGUCUCCCUGUUGGCCAUCUCCCCAUGCAUACAGAAAUUGCAGCCCACAUCAGGUCUGCUGCAGCCAGGAGUCAUCAGUGUGUACGUCAUGUACCUCACCUUCUCAGCCUUCUCCAGCAAACCAAAAGAGAUGGUGGAAAGAAAUGGUGUGAACACAACCGUGUGCGUGUUUCCCUUAAACGCUGGAACGGAGAGCGACAAGAAGAUUGUCACCAUUUUUGGGACGGUUAUCCUGUUUGGCUGCAUUCUUUACUCUUGCUUGACGUCCACCACCAGGCGAAGCUCUGCAGCGCUCAGAGUGUGUAGGAACAGUGAGCCAGAGGCUGAGAGAGCUCGCUGCUGUUUCUGUUUUGGAGAUGACACAGAUGAUUAUGAUGAGGAGAAUACUGGUGGAGGCCAGAACGUGGUGUAUGAUGAAAGAGAGGCAACCAUCUACAGCUACUCCUACUUCCAUUCUGUCUUCUUCCUGGGAUCCCUCUAUGUCAUGAUGACCGUCACCAACUGGUUCCAUUAUGAUAACCAUAAGAUUGAGAAGCUGUUGGACGGGAGCUGGUCAGUGUUCUGGAUCAAGAUGGUUUCCUGCUGGGUCUGUCUGUUCCUCUACAUGUGGACCCUUUUCGCUCCCAUGGUCUGCCCGAGGCGCUUUGAGGCCUAGGACACCCGCCACUACGCUAGAGUCAGGCUACUCUGAUUCUUGGGAUGUGGCCAGGCAGAGGCUCGCACGCUGAGCCAAGGGACCAGCCCCCCCCCCCUUCCCACUUUACCUUGAAACACAACCCUACACUACCCUCAGUGUUUGGAAUGGAGGAAUAUCUGUUGCCUUUUGUUUUGUAUAUGCUAGUGUUUAUUUUACUUCGUUUUACAAUGUUAAGCUGUUAAUACGUUGAUGGUAAUUUUGUUAUCUUUUACUACCACUUACUCAUGGAGUUUUGUAUUACUUACAGAUUUGAGAGUACAUAAAGAAUCAUGGGAGUUGAGUUACAUUGUGAAACAUGAUAAGAGUUUGUUCCCUAUAGAUUCCUUCAUAAUUUCAGAUUUGAAAGCAUAUUUUGUAUUUCCUACUUGGAUUCUCACUUUUAAUCUCAGCCAGGCAUUUCAGUUCUGUACAGUUGGACCAUAAAGUUGUAGCAAAGUUUUGGGACAAAUGUAUUUCAGGUUAGAGAUAUUACAAGAUAAAUUGUAUUUAUUUAAGUAUGUCUUAAGUAAUCAGAAAUCAUUUAUGAAGAACUGUGGUGUAAAUUGAAGUAGAUUUGUCCCCGACUCUGUUUAAAAACUCAUCUCUCAGGCUCACAUGUAAGCUGUAUAUGUUUGUGCUUUGUUAAAUCGCUCCCUUUUUGUAGAAGUUUUCUAUGCAAAGGAACAAGUCUUUUCAAUAUUAUACCCAGUGUUGUGAAGUUUCCACUUAGAUUUCAAGGAUGUUUCAGAUUUUAUUAUUGUUAGUGCUCCAUUUGAGCCAGAUUUUUUCUUAGGAAAAUCCCUGUCAUCUGUACAACAUUUCCAGUCAUCGUUGUUGUUGUACAGGGCAGUGCUCCUCAAAUCAACCUGCCUUAUGUAAGAGUGACGUUAGUGGAGUGCCGCCUCUCUGGAAGAGCUGCAGUGAAACAGAUGAGAAACGUUUGCCAAAGGUAGAUGUCAGAAAACAACAAACUACAGUAUCACAAUUGUUUGGUCAGUUACAGAGAAUAAUAUAACUGAGAACAUUAUGUAUUUGCAUGCACACACAGACACUUGAAUCAGCUGUUUUCUGUACAGUUAUAAAGGCUUUUGUUACGUGUGUCAGCUCAUAAUGGUGGUCAGAAUAAGUAGCAUAAGUGCUUUUAUUAGAGUUAUUCAACACUGGAUGUUGGGUUUACUGCCAAAAGGAAAUUCACACAAAGACCUUCACUUGUUUGUUACCUGUGUAACAGAUUUCUGUUGUAUUGUAUUAAAAUACAAUUUAUUGCGCAUUGUUAACUGCAAGUCAUUUGUUUCUCAUUCAUCAAUAAAUCAUUGUCCUUUUUUUGUUUUACAAUAACUUAAAAUGUACGUACAUUUUGGCUUGAAUUCUGUGGAAAGCAAAUUGUGACUUAUUUUUUUUGGAAACAUUUCUGCAUUUAGCUAUUGGUAUGAAUGUAGAAAAUAAAUGGUGCUCUGCAGCUUUGAUUUAAAAAAAUAAAUAAAAAUAUCCUAAAUCAGAUAGCAGGACCCACUGUGAAGGCUGUGUACUACCAUAACAUACAGGGACACUUAUUUGGACCAAGUAGUGUGUUUGAAAUAUAAAGAUGUGGGUGCCAUGCAGUUCAUUGUUCACACUAUUUCAAUAAAACUCCAUUGAAUGCCA
Messenger RNA from Perca fluviatilis (European perch), 3227 nucleotides. It is a transcript of the gene serinc5, whose product is annotated as serine incorporator 5. The transcript is spliced from 12 exons. NCBI's taxonomy places the organism in Eukaryota, Metazoa, Chordata, Actinopteri, Perciformes, Percidae. Gene Ontology annotation, cellular component: membrane. The record is from RefSeq and is a predicted model, not a curated record. The coding region runs from base 183 to 1562 and encodes 459 amino acids.